AUGCCUCCCUCUAUCCCUGCCGAUGGCCCCGAUGCAGCGGCUUCCCAUAAGAUCCCCUACGGCAAAUAUGAUUCGUUUCCCAAAAUUCCGUUCCCCGAAUGGAGCGGCUACAAGUCUGUCAUGUACCGCUCGGCAGAUGGCAAGCGUGUAGCUGGGACUUUCCAUGAGACUGAGAGUGCAACAAUGACCUACCCCUGCGACGAAUUUACAUACGUUAAGGCUGGCUGGGUCAAGGCUGAAGUCAAAGGUGGCGAUACAUUUACCCUUUAUGAGGGAGACUGUGUUUACUUCACCAAGGGAACCACUGUCACUUUCUGGUCCAGCGAAGACUACAUUAAUGUCUCUUGCUUCUUUGCCCAUGAGGGAGAUGGCCCCGUCUCUCUCGUCUAA
Penicillium manginii is the source of this 390-nucleotide messenger RNA. RefSeq lists its product as uncharacterized. The record is from RefSeq and is a predicted model, not a curated record. The coding region runs from base 1 to 390 and encodes 129 amino acids. NCBI's taxonomy places the organism in Eukaryota, Fungi, Ascomycota, Eurotiomycetes, Eurotiales, Aspergillaceae. The transcript has a single exon.